GCAAGUUUGAUUUUCGACCCUACAGGCCGCCCCGUCUGUGCAGGGUCCACGACGUGUGGCCAGAGUGCGUACAUGCCUCCGCACCGCGCACUGCGGUGGGGGGUUCUGUGCGGACUCGUCCCAUCACCAAAGAGAUGGUGGUGGUUCGUGAUCAACACAGCCCCCCCCGCGCGUCUCAUCUUGGAGCGGAAUACAGUGCUGGUCCUUCUUGCCGCCUACAGCACCAAAGCAAAUGCCGUCGUCGGCACCGAAAGCGGGACUGACCGUAUCCCAAAUAAGACGCUCAGAGAACAGCUGGAGAAAGACAUUGGCGUCACAGAGGGUCCGCAGUGGCAUCUGGACGACGGGAGCUUUUUCUGGUACCCAAAUGCUGUCCAGCAGCUCUUGGAGGCGACCAGUCACGGUGGUGUGGCGCUGUCCCCUUCCUUCGACAUUUUUCUGUAUCAUGGUAUUACAAUCAAACUUUCCACUUAUAUCGUUCAUCAACUUCAAACCACGAAGCUCAACCAGUUUGUCAAAUAUUAUAAGGUCCACGCCUGA
Mycena indigotica is the source of this 540-nucleotide messenger RNA. RefSeq lists its product as uncharacterized. Lineage: Eukaryota; Fungi; Basidiomycota; Agaricomycetes; Agaricales; Mycenaceae. The record is from RefSeq and is a predicted model, not a curated record. The transcript has 3 exons. The coding region runs from base 73 to 540 and encodes 155 amino acids.